This is a messenger RNA of Ooceraea biroi (clonal raider ant), 1555 nucleotides long. RefSeq names its product vegetative cell wall protein gp1. The record is from RefSeq and is a predicted model, not a curated record. Lineage: Eukaryota; Metazoa; Arthropoda; Insecta; Hymenoptera; Formicidae.
GCUCCUAUUUCGCGAAUGGUCGCGGAUUCCCUUAAAAAACCAGUGCAGCUCGUUCUGCUUCAUCAGUUCGACUUCGACUGCGACUUCGACUUGAACACGAAGAUGCAUCUGAAGAACUACAGCGCAUUGCUCCUGCUGGCGUUCGUCGCCUGCCAGGCUGCACCCUCGCCUAAGAUUAUCGACAAGAAAUCGAUCAGCGGAGCGGAAACCGAGCUCACCAAAGACAGCUUGACGUUGGAGGAUGCUGGCGCGGAUAAGGACAGAUCAAAGAAAUCAGCGACAACCUUUUGCGUUGAGGUCCGUUCAGAAAAGGAAGAACAGGAUCCUAAAUUUUCCAUUUUGCCGUUGCCAGCACCCGCACCAACAUCGCUGACCAUCGUGCAACCCGCACCGGUACCAGCUCCGACAUCGAUGGCCAUCGUGCAACCCGCACCGGCACCAGCUCCAGCACCGGCGCCGGUGACCAUCGUGCAACCUGCACCAGCACCGUGUGCCCCAGAGCCAUUUUCAGUGAACGUAAUCCAACCGGCGCCAGCACAAACGGAAACUAUUUUUGUCCAGCCCACCCAGCCGGCUCCUCAGCCUCAGGUAGCCAACAUAGUGCUGCCGCCCCAGCCAGCUCCUCAGCUAGCUCCGCAGAUCGUCGUCCCGGCACCAGCUCCUGCGCCAACUCAGUACCUUAACAUUCAGCCUGCCGCCCCCUGCGCCCCACAACAGACUAGCUACUUCCUACAAACCCCAACGGUGUCACAACCUGUUCAGUACCAUUACCUUCAGCCGCAAGCACCCCAAAUAGUACCGCAACCGACCGUGACGGUGAUCCAACCAGAACCGAUAAAACUGGAGCAAGAGAAAUUUAUUAAGCCUCAAGUAAAACCGAUGUCAUUAGUGCAGGUCUUGCCUGAGCAAUCAUCACACGACGUGUUUCAAUGCAACUGUCGUCCCGAAAGCCACUUAAAAUCCAGACAUUCCAAUAUCCAGCAGCGCCUUCCGAUACCCGCAUCUCUUGGACCCGCACCCGCUAAAAUGAUGAUGGCCACGCAAAGCAAUCCGAAUCUAUCAACUGGCGUCCCUGUCCUUACUACGCAAACUAGAGAAGCGGAACCGAGACAUCACAAGCACAGAAUCUAUUUGACUCCGAUGGACCCGUAUUCCACCAUGUAUGCUAAACCUGCUAUUGCUCCUUCAUAUUAUGAAUACAACUCCUACCUCAACAGUUAUCCUGCAGUAAGCUACAAUCCCAACCCCGUUUACUCUUAUCCUUAUGGUAACGUGCCGUCUCAAGUCACUGUGAACGCGGGAGGACCAUUUCUCGGCCAGACACUAUCCAGAGACGCGCAAGCACAUAGCGAACCACAUCAACCACAUCUGAUCGCUUCUGAAGUAGGUGAUUUCUCUAGCAACCAAAAGCGAGCGGCUGAUCCCACCCAGUUGAAGAAUAUUGAACAGAAUGAAAUAAUGCAGGAGGGAAAAACAAUAACCAUUAAGGAGGCAAGCGCAGAUACCAUCAAACUCGGCAACACAAAAUAAAAAGAAGAAAGAACUAUCAUUAUCA